AAGUCAUUAUAUAGAAUCAUGCGAACUAUAUAAUGAUGCUACAGAUAAUGAGGAAUAAAAUUUAACUUCGUGAGCUUCUGACUCCCAUAUAUUUCUGCAAAGGGAAUUAUUUUAACAUCUUUCACUUGUUAGAUAGACGAUAACAAUGAUAACAGCUGUUCUUGUGGUAAUUAUUUCUUUUGUUGAAGCAAGUAAAAAUUGUCAAAGUGGUUACACAAAAUGUAGAGACGGGAUCCAAUGUUUUCCUUUGACCUCUCUCUGUGACGGACGACACAUGCAUUGUACAGAUGGCAGUGACGAAGACCCAGAUUUCUGUAGAGAGCAAUCUUGUGCUGAUGGAUACACUAAAUGUGAAGAUGGAGUUCACUGUUUUGAAUCAUCUGGUUUGUGCGACUCUAACGAUUGGUCAACGAGGUAUCAUUGCAGUGAUUUGAGUGAUGAGGAUCCUGAGUUUUGUAAAGUGCAGUCUUGUGCCGACGGUUAUGCAAAAUGCAGAGAUAAUAUUCAUUGUUUUCCAUUAACUGGUUUGUGUGACAAUGAUACAUGGCAUUAUACUUAUCACUGUAGUGAUUUAAGUGACAAAGAUCCGGAGUUUUGUAAAGAGCAAUCUUGUGCUGAUGGAUACACUAAAUGUAAAGAUGGAGUUCACUGUUUUGAAUUAUCUGGUUUGUGUGACUCUAACGAUUGGUCGACGAAUUAUCAUUGUAGUGAUUUGAGUGAUGAGGAUCCUGAGUUUUGUAAAGACCAUGUGUGCUGAUGGUUAUGCUAAAUGUAUAUAUACCAUCUUAACCCAUUUAAAUAUAACGAUAACAGAUAUGAUGUUGAAAGUGUUGUCAGGAGAAUUAAUAAGUCAGAAUGUUAUAUUUGAAACAUUAACGGGCAGUUUUGUUAUGUUUGGACGCUUUGUUUACCAUAUUCUAUUUGUAAAAAGAUUAAAUUCCACUCUUUAUUCUUCCCAUAUGUACUGGCAAUAGUUAAAUGAUACAUUGUAAUAAUUAUUAUACAUUUCAUAUUGUUAUACGCAAACUGACUUAAAAAAUGGUUUCCGUUACUUUGUUGUUUCUAAACUUUUUAUCUCGAGUGUUGAAGUUUGUGAAUAUCCCAGAGAUAAUUGCACAAUGAAACCAGUUUUAUAGAUUACAUCUAUUUAAAGAGACUACAGUUAAUAUCAUGCAAACACCCGUUUUUAACCUAACAUCCUAUUUUAAACCAACAUUGUGAUCAUGGCUACCAUAUACGAAAGGCUAGGAUAUAUAAAGAACUACUUUUGAGAACCUAUCCUACUGCCUGUCGAUACUUUUAUUUUGGCAUUCCACAAGGCAUGUCUUUUUUGACUGUCCAUGACGUUAACAUGACGUUAAUCUCUGAUGCAUGAUUUUUUAUUAUUAAUUGUUUUUGGCUUUUAACUAGCUUUCGGUAACUUCGAGUACUCUCAAAUCGUACUUUCGUGUUAAUUUGACCUGUUGAUACAAUUUGUAAUGUAUUUUUGUUAUUUAAUGUUUACUCAUUCAGUGUUAUAUCUAGUCUCACUUUUUUAAAUAUAUACCACCUUUGAUAAGUGUUAAGUAUGACGAUAAAUUUUCACUUUUGUGCUCGUACUAGUAACAACAAAAUUAUUUAUUUUGUAAAAAUUAUUUCCAUACUCCAUGUUUACCUUAUAAUAAAAUUAUUUUUAUUUA
Mytilus californianus (California mussel) is the source of this 1679-nucleotide messenger RNA. Its product is annotated as SCO-spondin-like. The transcript has 7 exons. Bases 146 to 757 code for a protein of 203 amino acids. Gene Ontology annotation, biological process: cholesterol homeostasis; receptor-mediated endocytosis involved in cholesterol transport. Gene Ontology annotation, cellular component: plasma membrane. NCBI's taxonomy places the organism in Eukaryota, Metazoa, Mollusca, Bivalvia, Mytilida, Mytilidae. The record is from RefSeq and is a predicted model, not a curated record. Gene Ontology annotation, molecular function: protein binding.